Molecule: messenger RNA, 1323 nt
Organism: Alternaria hordeiaustralica
Lineage: Eukaryota; Fungi; Ascomycota; Dothideomycetes; Pleosporales; Pleosporaceae
Exons: 2
Coding region: 1-1323 (440 amino acids)
Biological process (GO): methylation
Cellular component (GO): mitochondrion
Molecular function (GO): methyltransferase activity; nucleic acid binding
Source: RefSeq, a predicted model, not a curated record
AUGCCACGGAUACCAACGUCGCUCAUCCGCAAGGCGCGCGCAAUCGAUCCCUACCUGCCUGCUCUUCUUGGGCCCUGUCGCGAACUGCAGGCCGCCCAGAACGAGCUUCGAUGGCUCCGCGAACAUGUCGAGAAAGUCGCGAAAGCGCGUCGCGCCAAAGGAGACACGAUAGCCAAGGCUUCGUUACUGCAACAAUUAGUCAAGGACAGAGCCGCCGGGAAGCCGUUGCAAUAUCUUUUGGGCACAGAGUACUUUGGCGACCUGGAGAUACGCUCCGCUUCAAUCACACAUCUCGCCGGUCUCCUACGACAUGCGGAAGAACUCCCAUCGGAAGUACGCAUACUCGACCUCUGCACCGGCACCGGCUGCAUACCCCUCCUCUUCCACCAUGAAUUGUCCUCCGCCUCCACCAAAGUGGACCUGCGUCUUCUCGGUGUCGACAUCUCCAACAAGGCCCUUGAUCUCGCGAGAUACAACCUCCAAAAACUACGCAAGACGCGACAACUCCAAGACACUGGUAAACUCGACUUCAUACAGGCGGACGUCUUGAUCAAUCCCUUUGACGACCAGACUGAAGGCGUCUUGUCGCUGACAGCUGCGCUCAAUUGGGCGGGACAACCAUCCUUCUGGGACAUUCUCAUCUCAAACCCACCGUACAUCUCGCCAGCUGCCUUUUGGCACACGACAACGCGCUCGGUACGCGGUUUCGAGCCAAAGCUUGCGCUAGUGCCUCCACGAAGGAUCAAGCAGACAGAUAAAGAGCAAGGCGAUCGCUUCUAUCCGCGGCUGCUCCAGAUCGCCAGAGAUGUAGAGGCCAAAGUCGUCCUAUUCGAGGUCGCAGACAUGGAGCAAGCGCUUCGCGUAGCGCAGAACGCACGAAAUCUAGACAUCUUCGAUGGUGUCGAGAUAUGGCGGGAACAUCCCGAUGCCACCGGGGACGCUACAACCGAGGAUGGCUUCGAGGUCGUUGGACAAGGCAACGCCCGAUCCGUUCUCUGCUGGCGCGGCCGUGGGACGUCCUGGCUUGGCAAAGCUGCGCCGCCAUCUUCACCACGCGACGAUGCGGAUCGUCUCUUUCGAAGCGCACACACCAAAACGAAAGAUGCAGAGGAAAAAGUUGCAGAGGUCACCGAGAAGCAGCGAUUGGAACCGCAGUUUGACCUGAGCUACUUCACUCAUACGAAGUACACUGAGCUUCCUCUCCGUCGACAGCCUAAUUGUCGGAUGCCUAACGAUGAUGAAUUGCGGAGAGAGGCAAGUGAAAGAACAGCUUCUUCGAUCAAGAGAGCGGUAUCUGAACUUGCGAAAGACAAGGACAGGUAA